This is a messenger RNA of Aspergillus welwitschiae, 1283 nucleotides long. RefSeq lists its product as uncharacterized. The transcript has a single exon. NCBI's taxonomy places the organism in Eukaryota, Fungi, Ascomycota, Eurotiomycetes, Eurotiales, Aspergillaceae. The record is from RefSeq and is a predicted model, not a curated record. Bases 199 to 1140 code for a protein of 313 amino acids.
GGUUUAAAGGGCUCAGUCCUCUCCGUCAUCAUCACCGCUCUUCAUCCACACCCUUUCAUCAUGCUAGUUGGGCUGACCAUGGAGAACUCCUGCUUAGCCUCAUUAUUUACUCUACCCUGAACAACACAACAUUACUUCAAACUUUCCUUGCGCUCAAACUACUACUACCAACACCGUCGCGUUCUGCUUCUUGCCGCUAUGGGUAAGCCGAAGCUGACGCCGGAACCCUUCGACCUUGUCGAACUUCUACAACAAACCUACGAUGACUCGCGCAUUAUCGUCUUCGUUUGCCUCAUAUCUUGGAUCGUUGGCCGUCUCGACCUGGGCUUAACUUGGUUGUUCUUCGUCCUUGCGGUGUGUCGGACUUAUGCAGUGGUUAAUCUGACCCGAGUCCAGCGUAUCGUCCGCGAUGAGUGUAGGCGAUACCACGCACAUAAAAUCCUCUCUCGCGGGGAGACUGUGGAAUGGGUAAACGGUGUUUUACAACGUUUUUGGCACAUGUACCAGACUCAGAUUUGCGAUCAUAUUGUCCGCUACGUGAAUAACGGGCUGGCACGACGAGCCAUUACUGAGAACGGAACCACCCCGCAGAAAGUAGUGAUUCAAUCUUUGGCUUUGAUCGACCUUCCGCUUCGGUUUACACGGGUCCUUGUACACCAGAAACCUUCAUCGCCGAACCUGAUCGUUGAGGGACAGUUUCAGGUGAACCUGGCAGCGCAUCCCACCCAUCAUCACCUUAUCGAAAGUUCCGGACACCCUCUUAUCGAUCUUACGAUUGUUCAUGAUAAAAGUUCAGGGGAUUCUCACCAUCGAAAUCAUGAUUUGGCGGUGCAGGUGCGGCAGUUCAAGAGUACGGGAUCCCUGAAAAUGGAGCUAGACCUGGAGGGUGACCAUCCCGCUCUGCUACAGCCCCAGGUUGACCUUCAGGAGCACCCAAACAUGGACUGCACCAUCAAGUCGAUCAGCCAACAUCACUUUCCGCUUCAUUUUGCACAUCAUGUGGACUGGAGGCGGGUGGUGGAACUGCAGUUGCGGGAGGGGUUGGGUUGGGCAUUCCACCGACCGCUAGCGCUACCUUUCACACUGGGAGAGCGGUGGCUAUUCCGGGUAAUGACGUGGUGGUGGCAUGCUGUGAACUAGUUGCAUCCGCCCAAGAUUUGGGCGCAGGAUAAGACGCAAUAAUUGUGCAGGUCAUAAAUAGAGUCGUCUAGUGAAGGGUCCCUGAUUGGGUCGCUUGCUCCCCCGGGCGGGUGGAUUUCCUCCGUAGGGCUGAGCUGGGCGGC